AUGGCUUCUGUGCCCCACGUCGGGCGCAAGCCUGCCACGGUCCUCUCCGCCACCGAGCUCAUCGGCAACACGCCGCUCAUCCGGCUCAACAAGGUGCCGCAGUCUCUCGGCAUCGAGUGUGAGGUCUACGCCAAGACGGAGCUGUUCAACGCCGGCGGCAGCGUCAAGGACAGGAUCGCCCUACGCAUGAUUGAGCAGGCGGAGAAGAGCGGUAGGAUAAAGCCUGGCGACACGCUCAUCGAGCCGACGAGCGGCAACACUGGCAUCGGCCUGGCCCUCGUCGGCGCCAUCAAGGGCUACAAGACCAUCAUCACGAUGCCGGAAAAGAUGUCGGCCGAAAAGGUCUCGGUCCUGCGUGCCCUCGGCGCCACCAUCAUCCGCACCCCCAACCAGGCCGCCUGGGACGCGCCCGAGUCCCACAUCGGCGUCGCUCGCCGUCUCGAGAAGGAGAUGCCCAACGCCCACAUCCUCGACCAGUACAGCAACCUCGACAACCCGCUCGCCCACGAGCACGGCACCGCCGAGGAGAUCUGGGAGCAGACGGGCGGCAGGAUCGACGCCGUCGUCGCCGGCGCCGGCACCGGCGGCACCAUCACGGGCAUCGCGAGGGGUCUGAAGAAGCACGACGGCAAGAUCAAGGUCAUCGCCGCCGACCCGCAGGGCAGCAUCCUCGCCCUGCCCGAGUCGCUCAACGAGGAGCACGUCAACGAGCCGUACAAGGUCGAGGGCAUUGGCUACGACUUCGUCCCCGACGUGCUAGAGCGCACCAUCGUCGACAGGUGGUACAAGACGGACGACGACGAGUCCUUCUACCUCGCCCGCCGGCUCAUCGCCGAGGAAGGCCUCCUCGUCGGCGGCAGCUCCGGCUCCGCCAUGGCGGCCAUGCUCAAGGCCGUCAAGGACUACGGCUUCAAGAAGGGCGACGUCGUCGUCGUCGUCAUGCCCGACAGCAUCCGGAGCUACCUCUCCAAGUUUGCCGACGACGACUGGCUCGCGGCCAACAACCUGCUCCCCGUCCGCGGCGACGUCCAGGUCAACGGCGUCGAGUCGGCCGCCGUCAAGACGGACGCCAACGACCCCUACGCCGGGGCCACCGUCGCCUCGCUGCGCCUGAAGCCCGUCACCUCCGUCUCCGACACGGCCCGCUGCUCCGAGGCCGUCGAGACGAUGCGCGACAAGGGCUUCGACCAGCUGCCCGUCCUCUCCGCCUCCCACAAGCUCGUCGGCCUCGUCACGCUCGGAAACCUGCUGAGCUACAUGUCGCGCGGCCGCGCCACGGGCUCGAGCCCCGUCCGGGACGUCAUGUUCAACUUUGGCCGUUUCGACGAGAUCGUCACCGACCUCCGCCACGGCGCCACGGGCGAGACGGUCGGCCCGAAGAGGAAGUUUGUCGAGAUCACCGUCGACACGCCGCUCUCGACCCUGAGCAGCUUCUUCGAGUGGAACAGCGCGGCCGUGGUGACGGAGAAGAGCGCCGACGGGAAAUCGCUGUCGAAGCCGAUUGCCGUCGUGACCAAGGUCGACCUCCUGACCUGGAUGGUCAACCGCAAGCAGUGA
This is a messenger RNA of Drechmeria coniospora, 1557 nucleotides long. Its product is annotated as cystathionine beta-synthase. The record is from RefSeq and is a predicted model, not a curated record. The transcript has 2 exons. Gene Ontology annotation, molecular function: cysteine synthase activity; cystathionine beta-synthase activity. Gene Ontology annotation, cellular component: cytoplasm. The coding region runs from base 1 to 1557 and encodes 518 amino acids. Lineage: Eukaryota; Fungi; Ascomycota; Sordariomycetes; Hypocreales; Ophiocordycipitaceae.